AUGGCACUCUCCUCAAUAUCAGUCAUAGCAGUUAUUGCUGUAUCCCUACUCUUCUACAAAGGCAUUAUAUACCCCGUCCUCCUCUCCCCAUUGUCAAAGAUCCCAAAUGCACACUGGUCUUCCCCGAUAACGCCUGCGUGGAUCCUAUGGAAGCGGUUCAGAAGCCAGAAUAACCGGACCAUUCAUGCAGCUCACGAACGACUGGGCCCUAUUGUGAGACUGGCACCGGCAGAGAUCUCAAUCAACUGCGUCGAUGGUGGUAUCAAGUCCGUCUAUACCGGCGCUUUUGAGAAGCAUGAAUGGUACCCCAGAGUGUUUGGGUCAUUUGGAACCAUCAGCAUGUUCACCAUGACCCGAAACAAAGACCAUUCAUUCCGCAAGAGGAUGCUGUCAAAUAUCUAUAGCAAGUCGUUCCUUCAGUCGUCGCCGCAUAUGCGUCUGAUCUCGGAGACCAUGCUGUUUGAGCGUUUUCUGCCUCUUGUCCAUGAAGCGGCAGUCUCCAACAUCCCGAUAGACAUGCACGAGACCGGUCAGGCGCUGAUAAUGGACUUCGUUUCCGCGUACAUAUUUGGUCUAACAAAUGGUACCAACUUUCUCAAAGACGAGUCUUACCGGCGUAAGAUUCUCGGCCUGUAUUUCUCCAGGAAGCCAUAUGAGUUCUAUUACCAAGAGAUCCCGAACCUGGUGUCUUGGUUGCGUUCUCUUGGAGUUUGUUUGAUACCGAAUUGGUGUGACGAAGCGAACGAAAGGCUUGAUGCUUGGUGCUUAGACCUGUGUGACAAGGCAGACCAAACUGUCGGAUCCACCAAAUUGGAAGAAGAGCCGGUGGUCUUCAAACGGCUGAAGCAGAGUAUCGCGAAGCAUCUACCAGACGGGAGAUACGACCCAGAGUCUCAUGAAAAAAGCGCCAAGCAGCAACGCUUCGACAUAGCAGCCGAGCUAUAUGACCAACUCACAGCUGGCUUCGAGACGAGCGCAGUCGCCCUAACAUAUCUCUUCUGGGAACUCAGCAAGAGACCUGAUCUACAAAAGGAGUUCCGUGAAGAGCUCCUGACCCUAGAACCUAGGAUUACGUAUCCUCGACCUCCCACAUUCACAGAGCUGCCAUCGCCCAAAUCUAUCGACUCCUUGCCUCUCCUUGAGGCAAUCAUCACAGAAACGCUGCGUAUUCAUGCGCCGAUCCCAGGAAUUCAACCUCGAGUGACACCAUUGCCAUCCUGUACUCUGGCUGGAUAUGACAAUAUACCUCCCAACACACGCGUAAACGCACAGGCAUACUCACUUCACAGGAACCCUGAAGUGUUCCCGGAGCCGGAAACGUGGGAGCCUAAGAGGUGGCUCAAUGAUGCUAAUUCAUCCGUUGAUUUGGAGGAAAUGAAACGGUGGUUUUGGGCCUUUGGAAGCGGCGGAAGGAUGUGCGUUGGGAGUAAUCUGGCUUUGCAGGAAAUGAAGUUGGCUGUUGCUGCCAUUUACACCAAUUUCAGCACUGUCGUGAUUGACGAUGAGAAUAUCGAAGCGACGGAUGCUUACACAGUGAAGCCAAGGGGGGAUAAACUGGUCCUGCGAUUCAUGCCCCUGUGGCAUUAG
Molecule: messenger RNA, 1587 nt
Organism: Aspergillus ruber CBS 135680
Lineage: Eukaryota; Fungi; Ascomycota; Eurotiomycetes; Eurotiales; Aspergillaceae
Product: cytochrome P450
Exons: 3
Coding region: 1-1587 (528 amino acids)
Molecular function (GO): monooxygenase activity; heme binding; iron ion binding
Source: RefSeq, a predicted model, not a curated record